GUUUUUGAAUAAUACAUUAAUAAAUGUCAUCGGCGUUAUCUUCAAACAGCUGAUUAGACAGAGGCGACCUCAGGUCGCCUCUCGUCCGUAAAGAAGCAAACCCAAAAAAAAUUAACGAUGGAUGAGAUGUUGAAGUACUGUGGGGAUUUCGGGUUGUGGCAACUGAGACAUCUUGUGUUAACCAGCUUGGCUUGGUCUCUAGAGGGGAUUCACUCUAUGGUCUUGAUCUUAGCGGAUCGUGAACCAGCAUGGUACUAUAUGACGAGCCACGCUGGUACAACGAGCCGGUGUUCUUCAGAACCGGGCUCGUGGGAACGGACAGGUGGAACGGGAAGUUCUAACAUCGAAUUCGGAUUAAUAUGUGGAGAAAAGUAUAAGGUUGGGCUUGUUCAAUCUAUAUUUUUUGCUGGCUGCAUGAUUGGUAUUGUCUCUGCCAUGGGCGGCCAUUCGCUCUUUUUAAUCCCCUCUUAUUGGCAUGCAGCCUCAAGGGAGAAUUGAACCCGUGACCUAUGGCUCCUUUACAUCCCUCCCAAGAAGAUCGCCUCUUACCAAUUGAGCUGCAGAUCGCCUUUAUAAUUAAUUACUUUUAUUAUAAAAGUGAAUUAUUUAAUUUAUUAUAAAUAAACAUAAUUAAUGAAAGAACAUUUACAAUAAAGACUCUUGGUAUUAUAAUUUA
Solanum pennellii is the source of this 676-nucleotide messenger RNA. Its product is annotated as organic cation/carnitine transporter 4-like. The transcript is spliced from 2 exons. NCBI's taxonomy places the organism in Eukaryota, Viridiplantae, Streptophyta, Magnoliopsida, Solanales, Solanaceae. The record is from RefSeq and is a predicted model, not a curated record. Bases 118 to 498 code for a protein of 126 amino acids.